This is a messenger RNA of Teleopsis dalmanni, 2189 nucleotides long. RefSeq names its product SPARC-related modular calcium-binding protein 2-like. Gene Ontology annotation, cellular component: basement membrane. Gene Ontology annotation, molecular function: protein binding; extracellular matrix binding; calcium ion binding. Gene Ontology annotation, biological process: extracellular matrix organization. NCBI's taxonomy places the organism in Eukaryota, Metazoa, Arthropoda, Insecta, Diptera, Diopsidae. The transcript has 10 exons. The record is from RefSeq and is a predicted model, not a curated record. The coding region runs from base 1 to 1848 and encodes 615 amino acids.
AUGGUCUUGAUAUGGCAUAGGCUCAAGAUAUCGGAAUGUGCAGCUAAACGUGGCGAAUGUGAUGAAAGCAAAGGACGUCCAGUUUGUGGAACGGAUGAUCAGACCUAUCCAUCGCGAUGCCAUUUAUUGCGCGUACAAUGUAGUGGACAUCAGGUCAGCUUAAAAUAUCGUGGGCCAUGUAAAGCUUGCAGAGAAGCGCGUGAAUAUGCAUUGAAGCAUAAGUCUCGAAAUCCUACGAAAUUUAUACCGCGUUGCAAGACGGAUGGUACCUAUGCACCUGUUCAAUGUUUGGGUGACACUGGUUGUUGGUGUAGUGAUAUCACAGGCAAACCAAUUGAAAAUACGACUGUACGCACUGGAAGACCUAGAUGUCGGGAGUUUAAUAAACCUAAUAUACGAAGGUCGCCUUCACGUCACCCUACUCCCAGUCGAGGGCGACGCAAUUGCAACCAAGAAGAUCGAGCUGCGUUUAAUACAAAUCUAAUCAGGGUUUUUCAAAGUGAAUAUCUACGUUCAGGUCAACAACAACGUGAUUUAACUUCUGCGUUGAGUGGUGGGGGCGAUAAAGCUACGGGCACUGUAAUGAGUACAGCAGAAAAAUUAGUAUUGAGUUGGAAAUUUACAAAUUUGGAUGGAAAUUCAAAUCAAAUUUUGGAUAAAAUUGAAUUUCGAGAAUUGAAAAAAUUAAUCAGACGGGCAGUAAAACCAAGACGUUGUGGACGUGCCUUCGGUAAAUUCUGUGAUUUAGAUGACGAUGGACGUCUUUCACGCAAUGAGUGGAACAAUUGUAUAACAAAGGAUGGCAUCAAUGGUCAUUUCGUUACCACUCACAAUACCAGUAAAACCAGCAGCAGCUAUAAUAACAGCAACAAUAACGUUCUUCAUACUUCGUAUUCAAAUUAUAACAAUAAAAUUCAUUUAAACAACAACAAUAACAACAAUGGCCAUGGUAUAAACACCAUCCGUGUCAAUGGUCCAAAUGGUCAUCAUGACACCUUGGAUAGUAGCGAGGAUGAUGAAAGUAACCAAAAUUUUGAUGAUUAUGAUGAUGACGUUGAUUAUGAUCCUGAUGAUGAUAAUCUAAGCAUUCAAAAUACAUUGAGUUCAUCUACAAAAUUUCCACCCAUCUUAAUUCUGCGACCGAAACCCGAGUCUCCUCUUAAGGAACCCGAAAGAGAAUCGGAUUGCUUAGCUGAUCAAGAUGCUGCAUUGGAAGAACAGAGGAAUGGUGGGACUAUACUUUAUGUACCUGAGUGCACACCAGAUGGCCGUUACCAACGUGUUCAAUGCUAUCGCUCUACGCCAUAUUGUUGGUGUGUACACGAAGAUACUGGGAAAAAUAUUCCUGGUACUUCUAUAAAACACAUGCGUCCUCAAUGUGAUUUAAUAUAUACAGUGUCGAGACCUAUGAAGGGAUGCCCAGAGCCCAAAAAAACUAUGUUUUUGAAAGAUCUUAAAGAAUUUCUCAAAUCUCAAAUCAUACAUGAUACAAAAACAAGCGGAAACCAUACAAAUUGGAGUUCUGAGGAUGAACGCAUUGCAACACAAAGCUUUCUGCUUUUGGAUAAAAAUAUGAAUAAAGCUUGGGAACGCAAAGAGUGGAAGACGUUUCGGGAGUUAGUCAUGAACUCAAAGACUUUACGAAAAUGCGGAAAGAAAAUGCCUCGGUACUGUGAUGCAAAUGGCGAUAAGAAAAUUACACUAACUGAGUGGUUGAACUGCUUACAGACUCAAAGUGUUGAGGUGAAAACACCCCAAAAUCAGUUACAGCGAAACGGAGAGUCUGGCACUUCGAAACCUUUAAAAUUAACUGGAUCAAAUCCCCUUGAGCAAUAUCUCAAAGAUUGAACACACCGAUUUGAAUAUAUAGAGCAAUGUGCCAUUUUGAACUAACACACAUUUUUUGUAAUGAAAUGGAUAGAUGAGGAGAGAGAGCAGUAGAGAUAUCAAUCGAAUUUAAAAUAAAAAUAAAACAAAUUCAUAAAUUAUUUUUAAAUAUUGUUAAAUUUUUUUAAUUAAAUACAUCGCAUAAUACUUUACAUGCAAAUAUGUAUGGAAUCAGUGAAAGUACCUUACAUUCCUGAGCAUCCUUUAAAAUCACUAGAAAUAUACUUAUUAAUAUACUUAUUUUAAACACACAAACUUAGUUUAAGAAAUGUUGAUAUAGCGCCUUAAUAUUAAAUAUUAUU